Staurois parvus is the source of this 1782-nucleotide messenger RNA. NCBI's taxonomy places the organism in Eukaryota, Metazoa, Chordata, Amphibia, Anura, Ranidae. The record is from the annotation of a GenBank genome assembly.
AUCUUUCAGUGGAGACAGCUGGAAAAUCUUUAUUUCAGAGAAAAGAAGUUCUCAGUGGAAGUUCAUGAUCCUCGCAGGGCAUCUGUUACCAGGAGGACAUUUGGUCAUGGAGGGAUCGCUGUGCACACGUGGUACGCGUGUCCCGCUCUCAUAAAGUCCAUCUGGGCUAUGGCCAUUAGCCAACACCAAUUCUAUCUGGAUAGGAAACAAAGCAAGUCUAAAAUACAUGCUGCCAGAAGCCUGAGUGAGAUUGCCAUAGACUUAACAGAGACGGGAACUUUAAAAACUUCAAAACUUGCCAAUAUGGGAAGCAAAGGGAAAAUCAUCAGCGGAAGCAGUGGUAGCCUGUUGUCAUCAGGUUCCCAAGAGUCGGACAGCUCACAGUCUGCCAAGAAAGACAUGCUGGCUGCACUGAAAUCCAGGCAGGAAGCUCUGGAGGAGACACUACGCCAGCGGCUGGAGGAGCUGAAGAAACUUUGUCUACGCGAAGCGGAACUUACAGGCAAACUGCCAAGAGAAUAUCCAUUAGAUCCAGGAGAAGAGCCGCCUACUGUUCGAAGGCGGAUCGGAACAUCAUUUAAAUUGGAUGAAGACAAACUUCUAGGAAAAGGAGAGGAAGAGGAGCUGGAACGCCUCGAGAGAGAGUUUGCCAUUCAGUCACAGAUUACAGAGGCAGCUCGGCGCUUAGCCAGUGACCCUCAUGUAAGCAAAAAGCUGAAGAAGCAGAGAAAAACCUCAUACCUCAAUGCUCUGAAGAAACUACAGGAAAUAGAGAACUCCAUUAAUGAGUACCGCAUCAAGUCUGGCAAAAAGCCUACACAGAGAGCAUCUUUAAUCAUAGAUGAAGCAAACCUGGGCAGUGAAGACAGCUCACUUUCCGAUGCACUGGUACUAGAAGAUGAUGAUUCCCAGGCACCUAGCAUUCUGUCACCUAUGCAGUCUCCUCAUAAAGGCCUGCCACCAAGACCUCCCUCCCAUGCCAGACCCCACCCUCCUCAAUCAUUGGAUGGACUAAGGCAGUUGCACUACCAGCGAAAUGACUAUGACAAGUCACCAAUAAAACCCAAAAUGUGGAGUGAAUCUUCUUUAGAUGAACCUUAUGAAAAAGUGAAGAAACGGUCAUCACACAGUCAUUCCAGUAACCACAAACGGUUCCCCAGUACAAGCAGCUGCUCAGAAGCUGUUGGGAGUAACUCUCUACAGAACAGUCCCAUUCGGAACCUUCCUCACUGGAACUCCCAGUCCAGCAUGCCAUCUACACCAGAUCUGCGAAUACGAAGUCCUCAUUAUGUCCAUUCAACCAGAUCGGUGGAUAUCAGUCCUACUAGACUUCACAGCUUAGCACAGCACUUUAGGCACCGCAGUUCCAGUUUGGAGUCGCAAGGAAAACUGUUGGGCUCUGAAAAUGACACUGGAAGUCCUGACUUCUACACUCCAAGGACUCGUAGCAGUAAUGGCUCUGACCCUAUGGAUGAUUGUUCCUCUUGUACUAGCCAUUCCAGUUCUGAACACUAUUACCCAGCCCAGAUUAAUCCUAAUUAUUCAACAUUGGCUGAGGACUCUCCUUCCAAAGCCAGGGAACGUCAGAGACACAGACACAAGUCUAAUGGGAACCUUGUAUCCUCCAAUUCAGGGAGCAUGCCAACCUGGCUGCCAGGAAUGGAACUGGACACCAUGGUGUAUAUUUGCAUAGCCAGAGCCAACCUUCAUCACAAUACAGGAUCAAAGAGUAUCCUUUAUACAUUGAAGGAAGUUCCUCCCCUGUUGUUGUACGGAGUUUAG